CUUCCGGGCUUGCGCACUGCGCCUCCGCCGGGCAUUAGCGGUCAGCCCGUGCGGCCGGCCCAGCUGGCCAGGGAUAGCUGAGAAUGGAAGAGGAUGCCCGUGACAGGAGCUGCUGUGAUGCUUUGUGUUUCAUGAGUGAUCACAUUGGCUUCUGCGGCACUAUCAGAAGCUCUCCAAGUGACUUCGUGGUUACUGAGCUUGAUGAACGGGGAAGGUUGGUCACUAAGCCCCUUGAUGAACUUACUAACAAGAGCCACGUUGUUGAGCCAGACAGUUUGGCCAAAAGGCCAAAACUGGAUCUUCAAAAUGUGUCCGUUGAUGAAGGUAGUAGUCAGGGGGCUAAUGCUGCGGCCAGGUGCCCCAGUGGGGACCCCUGUGGUUCAGACAGGUCACCUGGUGACCAGGAAGGUCCCCUCAGUGGUAGGACAUGCCAGACUGAAGAAGAUGCAGAGGACGUGAUAAGCUGGUUUUUAGAUGGAGAAACAAAUGAGCAGCUGAGUGAGUUUGCCCUGGAUUUGAAAGAGAGGUGGAAUUCAGGGACUGAGCUGGUCGAGUCAUCUGAAUUUCCCUUGGCCAAAACUUGCAGCAAAAACCAGAGGGCUGCUUUACAUACGGCUGUGAGACAAAAAUUUCCUUUUUUAAUAACUUUAAUAAAAGACAGUACAAUUGUUGUAAAACCAAAUCUUAGGUAUAAAGAACUGUGUCACUUGGUGUCUGAAGAAGAAGCAGCUGGCUUUUUUACAUAUUUGAAUGCAAAGGAAGAAAAUUCCACCUUUUCUUUUAAGCCUGAUACAAACAAAGAGCGCAGAAGAGCUGUCCACCUUUUUGUCCACAAAAGGUUUGGGGGCCUCAUGGAGUCCAAGUCUUUCCCCGAGCUGGGUUGCAGUGCCAGAGACCCGAAGGUGGUGGUGACGGUAAGAUUUCGGGACAGAACGCACAAGGCCAGGAAGAGGUCCCUGCUGGACGGCCAGCGGCCAGAGGUCGCGCACACAGCUUUUACCCUCCGAAAGGAAAAUGUGGAAAUGUUUGAAGCAAUUGAUUUUCUAGCUGCCAAACUAGGUGUGACUCCUGCAGAUUUCAGCUAUGCCGGCCUGAAGGACAAGAAGGCCAUCACCUACCAAGCCAUGGUGGUUAGGAAAGUGACCACGGAGAGGUUUAAAGAUAUUGAGAAAAUAGUUGAGAACAAGAGAAUGAGUGUGUUUAACGUGCGGCCUGCAAGCGAGGCCCUGAGGCUCGGCCAGCUGCAAGGAAACCACUUUGACGUCAUCAUCAGGGAUGUAAGAAGUCAGAGUGGCGACUCUGCACCCGUGGCCGGGAGGGUCCUGGAGGCCAUCGAAAACGUGAAGAAUAAAGGCUUUGUGAAUUACUAUGGACCUCAACGAUUUGGGAAGGGAAAGAAAGUUCACACAGACCAAAUUGGAUUGGCCUUGCUGAAGAAUGAGAUGGUGAAGUCUGUAAAAUUAUUUUUGACACCAGAAGAUGUGGAUGAUCCUGUAAAUAGAGCAAAGAGAUAUUUUCUUGAAACUGAGGAUGCCAAAGGCACGCUCGCAAUGAUGCCUGAGUUCAAAGUUCGAGAGAGAGCGCUGCUGGAGUCCCUGCGUCGCUUCGGCCUGACGGAGGAGGGCUGUAAAGAUGUGUGGUUCUGUUUGCCCUACGCCAUGCGCAUGUUCUACGUCCACGCCUACAGCAGCCGAGUCUGGAAUGAGGCUGUGUCUUACAGGCUCGAGGCCUAUGGAAGCAGAGUGGUGGCAGGCGACCUGGUGCGCCUGGGCCCCGUUCCUAACGAGGAGCAAUCCUCCGACACCAAAGUCCAUCUGGUUACCGAGGAAGAGGAAUUGGCUAAUAUGUAUGCAAUACAUCAGGUGGUUCUUCCUGUGCCUGGCUACAGUGUUCGGUACCCAGAGAACCUGGUGGGGCGGUGGUACCAGGAGCUGCUCAGCAGGGAUGGCCUGCAGACGUGCAGCUUCAGGCUGCCUGCUCUGGCUCUGAAGGUACCAGGAUGCUACCGACACAUCGUGAAGCAGCCACACAACGUCGUGCACCAGCUGCUGGAGGACCACGGCUCUGAGGUCAGAGGGGAAGGCACCGCCGGCACUGGAGCGCCUUUGUCUCUUAGGAUCUCGUUCGACCUUGAUGCUUCCUGUUAUGCCACAGUGUGCCUGCGGGAAAUGAUGAAGCACGAGGGUUAACGCUGACACUGCGGGUGCUGGGGUCUGUGUCACUGUGAAGGAAAGGGGCUCUGCUGCCACCUGAGCAUGUGCCAUCUGGAGGGGU
Molecule: messenger RNA, 2274 nt
Organism: Ochotona princeps (American pika)
Lineage: Eukaryota; Metazoa; Chordata; Mammalia; Lagomorpha; Ochotonidae
Gene: PUS7L
Product: pseudouridine synthase 7 like
Exons: 9
Coding region: 84-2189 (701 amino acids)
Biological process (GO): pseudouridine synthesis
Cellular component (GO): nucleus
Molecular function (GO): pseudouridine synthase activity; RNA binding
Source: RefSeq, a predicted model, not a curated record